AUCUCAAGUUCCCAACUCAACUCAAGCCCUUGUGACUCUCACAAAAAACGAAGUCAUGUCUUCUAAGGCUAUCACUCUUUUGCUCAUUGCUCUUCUCUUCUCUCUGUCCUUAGCUCAAGCUGCUAGGCCCCUGCAGCCAGCUGACAGUACCAAGAGUGUUCAUGUGAUCCCUGAGAAAGUUCAUGAUGAAGAUUGUGAAGGAGUUGGGGAAGAAGAAUGCUUGAUGAGGAGGACUCUCACUGCUCACGUUGAUUACAUCUACACCCAAGAUCAUAAUCCAUGAUCAAUUAGGUUUUAUAAACAAUGGGGUUUUUGCUUAAGCUGUUGUUAUUUCUGUUAACCCCUCUGGUGAUUUAGUAAUUAUAAUUAUGAUAAUAAUGGGAUAGAUAUUUACUUGUGAUGGUUAACUCGGUUUUGGUUUAUGUACAUGUGUGCGGAUUUCUUCUUCUUCUUCUUGCUUACGUUUGGUGGUUUGUAACGUUCUGUUUCCUGUGGGCUUUUUGUGUGUUGUCCUUUUGUAUUCUUUCAAAAGGAGUAUAUAUUUUAUUUUGUUCA
Molecule: messenger RNA, 555 nt
Organism: Asparagus officinalis (garden asparagus)
Lineage: Eukaryota; Viridiplantae; Streptophyta; Magnoliopsida; Asparagales; Asparagaceae
Product: phytosulfokines
Exons: 2
Coding region: 56-283 (75 amino acids)
Biological process (GO): cell population proliferation
Cellular component (GO): extracellular region
Molecular function (GO): growth factor activity
Source: RefSeq, a predicted model, not a curated record